CAGCCCAGGAACAAGUCCGGGCAUGAGUUGAGUACGGAGAAGCCGGUACUGUAACACGUGGUGGGGCGAUAGUAUCUAGUGACUGUCCGGGAGCCGUGCGAUCGCCGGGCGGCCUAAAAUGGAAAGCGCUGCUUCCGCUGAUCUAUUCCCGGGGUUUCCUCAGUCCAGGGACUACAUGAAAGCUCCUAAAACAGAUGCAUCUGUGAAUGAACAGGUGCAUGUCAGAAAUCGCAGGAAGAACAGAAAACAUCAGCGUUUCUUGUUACGCAAAGCAUUUUUACAGGAACAUGGUCUGCUGGGCAAAAACAAAUCUGAGGAGCAUUCAUGUUCCAUCCGUGAUGAGGAGAGCUUUUCAAGUUGUCUACAGAGAGAUAAAGAUGGCCAACCUGCAAGACUUGAUGAGAUCAAGGCUACAUUUGGUUGUAAGGUUAUAUUCUCCUCAGAACAUCCUUUGGCUUGUGAUUAUGAUAGCGGCUUGUCCAUGGCAGGCAGCUGUUCGUCUAGUAGAGCUUCUUCACCUGUUUCUUGGCUAAAACCUGGAAAAUGUGUCGCCAUUGAUUGUGAAAUGGUUGGUACUGGUCCUGGUGGGAAGAUCAGUGAGCUGGCGAGGUGCAGUGUGGUGAGCUAUCGCGGAGAUGUUAUAUAUGAUAAAUACGUUAAGCCAGAGCUGCGCGUGACGGACUACCGGACACGGUGGAGCGGCAUUACUAAACAACAUCUGGAGAAUGCAAUCCCAUUCAAGACCGCUAAAAAAGAGAUAUUGAAGCUUCUCAAGGGUAAGAGGGUGAUUGGACAUGCGCUACAUCACGAUUUCAAAGUUCUGAAAUACUUCCAUCCUCCCGAGCAAACAAGAGACACCAGUGAAAUUCCAUUACUGAACCAGAUGGCAGGAUUUCCAACAUGGCCGAGUGUUUCUCUGAAAAGGCUAGCAUUACAUAUCCUGCAAAGAAAGAUACAGGUUGGUAGCAAGGGACACUCGUCAGUUGAAGAUGCACAGACGUGCAUGGACCUUUAUAAGUUGGUGGAGGAGCAGGUGGAGCAAGAUCUCCUGCAUUGCUCCCAGCUCAGUGACUCCAGCCUUGUAGAGGAGGACAGUGCAACAGAUAUCCAAUACAUGGAUGACCAGUACUGGACAUGUGAACUGAAUGAAGACUAAAUGAUUGGACUGGAGUGUUAGAGUUGGAUAAACUAUUGCUCACUCUCUCACCCCAUUGAUGCCCCCGCAAUGUGAUCAUGGGGUGCCAGUGAUUGGAGGCAAGGCCUGAUAAGCUGCCUGUCAAUUAUUUCUAAGACGGCCACAAUACAGCAGGGAUGCCCAACCUGCGGCCAUCCAGCGGUUGCAAAAAUACAAUUCCCAGCAUGCCUGGACAGCCUACAGCUGUUAGGGCUUGCUGGGAGUCAAAUGAUUGCAAGAUCAUUUUGAUACUGAGACUAAAAAGUGAAUUCUAGAUUUUGGUUAAAUAAAAGUUUCAUAGUAAAAAAAAAACAAAACUCAAAACCACGUUUCCCUUACAAAGACGUGUACUUUGCAUGUAUUAAAAUGAAAUAACUCUACAUACUCCAUGUAAUAACAUUCGUAGGAACCUGUAUGAUAAAAUUAACUACUUUAUAUUAAAUAAUAUUUCCACCUCCCAAAAGAAAUUAAUCAGAAAGUUAGAUGUAAACAAAAUGGUACCAAUGUACACUACAAGUCGUCCUGUAAAAAAAAACAAAAAAAAAAAAAAACAUUCAGUCACCGCGAUGGAAAAAUAAAAAUGUUCUGUGUCUUUCUAGGUGCAGCAACUCAAAAACACUUUUGAAAAAAAUGUGUAGAAAAGUAUGAAAACUGUACUAACCUGUUAUCAAUGUAAUUGUAUCAACCUGCAGAAUGAUGUCAAAAUUGGGUGAUUUGUAACGCACUGUAAAAACUUAACUGCAAAAUGGCUGUUUUUACCAUGCCC
Bufo bufo (common toad) is the source of this 1940-nucleotide messenger RNA. RefSeq names its product apoptosis enhancing nuclease (gene AEN). Gene Ontology annotation, molecular function: nucleic acid binding; exonuclease activity. The coding region runs from base 119 to 1156 and encodes 345 amino acids. The record is from RefSeq and is a predicted model, not a curated record. The transcript has 5 exons. Gene Ontology annotation, cellular component: nucleus. Lineage: Eukaryota; Metazoa; Chordata; Amphibia; Anura; Bufonidae.